Schistocerca gregaria is the source of this 2960-nucleotide messenger RNA. It is a transcript of the gene alpha-PheRS, whose product is annotated as phenylalanine--tRNA ligase alpha subunit. The record is from RefSeq and is a predicted model, not a curated record. Gene Ontology annotation, biological process: phenylalanyl-tRNA aminoacylation. Gene Ontology annotation, molecular function: ATP binding; phenylalanine-tRNA ligase activity; tRNA binding. NCBI's taxonomy places the organism in Eukaryota, Metazoa, Arthropoda, Insecta, Orthoptera, Acrididae. Gene Ontology annotation, cellular component: phenylalanine-tRNA ligase complex; cytosol; cytoplasm. The transcript has 10 exons. Bases 12 to 2282 code for a protein of 756 amino acids.
UUGGAUUGGUGAUGGGUUUCAAUCUGCAAGAGGAUAUAUUGAAGUAUCUAAAUUCAGUUGGUGAUGUAGACACAUUGGAUAUUGCAGUUCACUUCAAAACCGAUCAUCAGAAGAUAAUUGGAGCAGUCAACAGUAUCCAGGCUCUUGGCGAGCUGGUAUCAACAGAGGCAGUAUCACAUCAGAAGUGGGAACUGACAGAGGAAGGGACAGUGGUUGCUGAUAAAGGAAGCCAUGAGGCACGAACCUUUUAUGCUAUUUCUCCAGAGGGAAUGCCCCUUAAAGACUUAAAGGUAAAUCUGCCAGACAAGAAUUUGCACUCAGUUGGUUUCAGCAAAGCAAUGGCACGUGGAUGGAUAUAUGUUGACAAAUCGGGAGAAGUGCCUGUUAUCAGGCAGAAAGUUUCAUCUAUUCAAGACAUAGUAAAAGAUCACAUGAAUUUAAUUAGACAGCAAAGAGCAAACGAAGUUGAAGAAAAUGCUAAGCAGGACUAUAAGAAAAGAAAGUUGGUAAAUGAAGUGAUAUUAAAAAGCUAUAUUCUCAGGAAAGGAAAUGAAUUCCGGACAUCUGUUAGUAAGCCAGAAACUGAUUUAACAUCAGAAAUGAUAUCAAAUGGUUCAUGGAAGGAAAAAUCUUUUAAGUCAUACAAUUUUGAUGCUCUGGGUACGCCUCUUGACUGUGGUCAUCUUCAUCCUUUGUUAAAAGUACGAGCUGAGUUCAGGCGCAUUUUCCUGGAAAUGGGGUUCACAGAGAUGCCAACAAACAACUAUAUUGAAAGUUCAUUUUGGAAUUUUGAUGCAUUGUUUCAGCCACAACAACAUCCAGCUAGAGAUGCACAUGAUACAUUCUUUGUUUCAGAUCCACAGUACACAAAAAAUUUUCCAUCUGAUUACCUGGAAAGAGUUAAGUGCAUCCACAGUAAUGGGGGCUUUGGUUCCCAAGGAUAUGGAUACAACUGGAAAAUCGCAGAGGCUCAGAAAAAUUUAUUAAGAACUCAUACAACAGCAGUCAGUGCUCGUAUGCUGUACAAACUUGCACAAGAGGGAUUCAAACCUGUGAAGUAUUUUAGCAUAGACAGAGUAUUUAGAAAUGAGACUCUAGAUGCUACCCAUUUAGCUGAGUUCCAUCAAGUGGAGGGAGUGGUAGCUGAUUAUAGGCUAACUCUCGGUGACCUGAUAGGUAUAUUAGCAGAAUUCUUUAAGAAACUUGGAAUGAGCAAAUUACAGUUUAAACCUGCGUAUAAUCCAUACACUGAACCUAGUAUGGAAAUAUUCAGUUUCCAUGAUGGACUGGGUAAAUGGAUGGAAGUAGGAAAUUCUGGCAUGUUUCGACCCGAAAUGUUACGACCGAUGGGAAUCCCAGAGGAAGUGAAUGUAAUAGCUUGGGGACUGUCAUUAGAAAGGCCUACAAUGAUAAAAUAUGGCAUUAACAACAUCCGUGAUCUGGUUGGCCCCAAAGUUGAUCUUCAGAUGGUUCACGAUAGCCCAAUUUGUCGCCUGGAAAAGAACAAAUCUCAUUUGGAAAUAACCCUCAGCGAUAUUAUAAAUAUGUGGAAUUCAGUUCAUUCAAAAUUAGAGAAACUUCAGCAACAAGUUAAUCGACUUUCUCAUAACACUGAUGUAAUAACAAAUGGCCCAAAGCAGGAUGGAGUAUGCAUCCCCAAUGAAAAAUAUUGUAGCAUGUCCAUGUCUAAUUUUGAGAGGCUUUUUGAUAUGAAAAUAGUCUGCAACCCUAAGUUUCCUCUGUUUUCAUUUCAGUUCUUGUUGAAAUAUCUAAGCAAAUUAUUUACUUUUGAUGUAAAUGUUGAGACAGAAGUGAAUUUCUCACAAUGUCUAAAGCUCUUCAAUUCUGUUCAAAGGAAGAAUAACUUAAAUAGCUGUCCUAAUAUUACAUUUCUGUGGAAAGAUGUGCCAUAUCCAGUUCUAUUAUUUAAUACAACAGGAAAAGAAAUAUUUGGUGAAGUUAAUAUAGCAAGAUACUUCAGUCGUUUGAUUGAGACAAAAGAUCCAGUUUGUUUAUAUGAAAAGUGUGGUACAGAGUGUGCAUCAGAAAUUGAUGAAUGGCUAGAUAAAAUUGAUUUAUGUUCAAGACAGAUUAAUAUUACUGACUUAGAGAAUACUGUUGAAAUACAUUUGUCAAAAUACAAUUGGGUUGUAGGAAAUGAACUAACGUUAGCUGACAUAUGUCUGUGGUCAUUUCUGAAGCAAAUGAACAGGUCAGUGCAGAAAGUUUCAGUUAAUGUUAACAAAUUCAUAAAAAGAAUCGAUAAUAUCUCAGUUUUGUAACAUUGAUGUAAGAAUGUAAAACAAGCCAUAUUGAUGAACAUUGUCAAACAUUUUUGUAUAAGACUGAAAGUUGUCAACAGUAACAUUUUAUUAUUACAUAACAUCUGUAAUGAAAUUAUAUAUAGACUUACUUGAGUGUUUUGUACUAACUGAUAAAGGAAUUGCUGAUUGUCUCAUAAUUUUGUUUCCGCGUAUAAUUUCUUUGUAUCAGUGAAUAGAGGUUUUUAGUAAAUGCAGUGAUACAGAAGAUUUUGUUUAGUUAUGGACUUUGUUUACAAAGCCUUACAACAUUUCAAAAGACCAAGUAAUUACAUGCAUGGCCAUCACUUAAUGAUGUUAUGAAUCCUAUAUUUGUGAUUGCUCCAUUACAUUUCGGGUGUGCAGCUGCAUAUAUUCCACUUCUCGGUUUGAAAGACUGACGCUAAAGCACUUGCUCCAUCCUUUUAUGUCUGCAGACCAUGCCACCAUGCAAGUGGACGCAGAAACACAAACACAAGAGACAAUCAGUGGCAAGGAAGUACACAUAUACUUGAAAUGAAUGUAUGAUUAAGUGGUUGAUAAACCCAUGAGCUGUGCUGUGAAGAGGUCUUUGCAAGUUUAUUAAAGAAAGCACCAGAUUCCAUGACAUGUCCAAAGUGUAACCACAAUCUAUGUUAAUUAAAUUAUUCAACAAAUGAA